This is a messenger RNA of Jaculus jaculus (lesser Egyptian jerboa), 4072 nucleotides long. It is a transcript of the gene Raver2, whose product is annotated as ribonucleoprotein, PTB binding 2. Gene Ontology annotation, cellular component: cytosol. The transcript has 12 exons. Bases 1 to 2046 code for a protein of 681 amino acids. The record is from RefSeq and is a predicted model, not a curated record. Gene Ontology annotation, molecular function: mRNA binding. Lineage: Eukaryota; Metazoa; Chordata; Mammalia; Rodentia; Dipodidae.
AUGGCGGCGCGGGGCGGCGGCGCGGGGCGGGCGCAGGGACCCUCGGCCGGCGGGGCGGGCGGUGCUGGGGGUGCCGCGGAGCCCGACGCGCCGCGGCCCGGGAGGGUCCCGCGCCCCGGGGAUGGCUCCACGCUGCUGCACCCCGACGAGGUCUCGGCGCGGCUGCAGCGGAUGCGGCGGGAGCUGAGCAACCGCAGGAAGAUCCUGGUGAGAAACCUGCCCCAAGACAGCGGCUGCCAGGAAGUUCAUGAGUUAUUAAAAGACUAUGAGUUAAAGUAUUGUUAUGUGGACAGAAAUAAACGAACAGCUUUUGUUACCUUGCUGAAUGGGGAACAAGCACAGAGUGCAAUUCAGAUGUUUCACCAGUACUCUUUCCGAGGCAAAGAGUUAGUGGUCCAGCUCCAGCCAACAGAUGCCCUGCUGUGUAUCACCAACCUGCCCAUUUCUUUUACAUUAGAAAAGUUUGAAGAACUUGUUCGUGCUUAUGGAAACAUCGAGAGGUGUUUUCUGGUCUACAGUGAAGUUACCGGCCAUUCCAAGGGCUAUGGCUUUGUAGAGUACAUGAAGAAGGACUUCGCUGCCAAGGCCAGACUGGAACUGUUGGGCAGGCAGUUGGGAGCAUCAGUACUCUUUGCUCAGUGGAUGGAUGUUAAUCUGCUGGCCUCUGAGCUCAUUCAUUCUAAGUGCCUUUGCAUAGACAAACUCCCAGCUGACUACAGGGAUUCAGAAGAACUGUGGCAGUUUUUUUCCAGUAUCCAUAAACCUGUGUUUUGUCAGCUUGCACAGGAUGAAGGGAGCCACGUUGGUGGCUUUGCAGUAGUGGAAUACAGCUCUGCAGAGCAGGCGGAGGAAGUACAGCAGGCCACGGAUGGCAUGACCAUCAAGGGAGGCCUGGUCCAAGUGUCCUUCUGCGCCCCUGGAGCUCCAGGCCGGAGCACAUUAGCAGCUCUGAUAGCUGCUCAGCAUGUGAUGCACAGUAACCAAAAGGGAUUACUUCCAGAGCCAAACCCAGUACAAAUUAUGAAAAGUUUAAGCAAUCCUGCCAUGUUGCAAGUUCUUCUGCAGCCCUCGUUACGUGGACGAGCAGUCAAACCUGCGAUCCUUGGAACACCUCACAGCUUGCCUCACCUGAUGGGUCCAUCCCUCCCCUCUGUGCUGUUGCCCUUGAGUAAAGCACAGCAGAGUUCAGCUGUGGGUGGUGCCUCGAGUUUCCUGCUGCAGGGUCUCUCUCCUCUGCCCUUGGCACAGCAGCAGUUAGUGAAAUUUGAGAGUGUGCACACUAACAAUAAGCCGGGCUUACUGGGAGAGCCUCCCACCAUGGCUCUACAGCCGGCACUGGCCUUAGGAUCGACGCUUCCCCUGAAGACAGAUCUGGGACAACCUGGAGAAGCACACAAAGCAUCUAACCUGACUCCAACGCAAACACUGGCUGCUGGGCUGGGCGUGUUACCAGUCUUAUCAAGUCAGUUUACUGCUGGACAGGUUGGGCCGGGGCAUGGAAGCUCGCAGGAGGAACAGGCUGCCCUGGUGGGGGUCACAGAAGGAGGUUUUUCAGGGUCACAGCAUUAUCUUCAAGGCUUCCCGGGCCUUCCAGCUGGAGGCCGGCUGACAGGACCUCCCAAGACUUCACAAAGCCAGCCAAAGGCAGAGACUGCCUCCAAGAACCAGACUUCACUCCUGGGAGAACCACCAAAAGAAAUUCGACUCAGUAAAAAUCCAUAUCUGAAUUUGGCAAGUGUAUUACCCAGUGUGUGCCUGUCAUCAGCUUCUAGUAAAACCACUGUACCUAAGACUGGAAUCGCAGGCAGCAUUCUGGAUGUGAUCUCUCAGGGAAGUGAACCCCAGCACACACUGGAGAAGUGCAUGGCUUAUCCUCCAACUUUUGGUGACUAUAUACAGGUGUCCUCUUUAAGAAAUGAAAAGCGAGGCUCGGCCUAUCUCAUCUCUGCUCCAGAAGGUGGCACUGUGGAGCUUGUGGACCAGCAUCCUCAGGGCACAAGUGCAUGUUACACAGAAGCUUAUCUGAAGAAGAAGCGUGUGUACUAAGUUCAUGACUCCCGAAGGUCCUCCCAGGAUCUCUGCCGUGCAUCACUGCCUUAACGUUGUUCACACUAGCCAUAUCCUCUCAAUACGGGUCUCUAGCUUCCCAGAGGGAACUAUGUUGUGCAGUAGGCAGAAUAGCCAAACAAGUAGCAAUAAGAACAGACAUCAACUGAGUAGAAAUAGAUAUGUCUUAAUCCAUGUGAUAGUAAUUCAUAGUCCAUGGGAGAAACAGCAUUUCAACAUCCAAUAUCUUGUUUUAGGCCUGGGAACAACUUUGACAUCACAUACAAAAGUCUGAAGCAAUAAAUAGGAAACAGUUGUUUCUUAGCCUUAGAAUGAAUUGCUUAUAAGCCAAUGUGCAUUUCACUUUCUCUCCCUAGAAGUGAUCUCUUGUAGACAUGGAAGGCCUCUCCAGAAUUGUAAGGGUCCAAGUACCAAGCAUGGUGACAUGACACUAAAUAGCUAUUCUUUGUGCGAGUUCCUUUUCCCCCUUACCAAGCUACACAAUACUGGACCUGACAUCAGAGUGAGAGUGAUGCCUAAGAAUUUGCUACCGCAGACUUUGACUUUCAUGGCAUUAUAAUUUAUACCUUUUGUGGGGGGAGGGAAGGUACUGCAGAAAAGCAGCUUUGGUACCCUAGCGCUACAUGUACUCUACCACCUAUCUCUGUGCUGCCUGCAAAUGAGGCUUCAAUUUUUAAAUGGCUAGGGGUAAGUGACUGAAUGACAACUUAUGACAUGAAACAAGAAAUUCAACUUUCAGUGUUCACAAGAGUUUUAUGGGAACACAACCAUCUUUCAUUCAUUUGCAUGUUAUCUAGUGACUUUUGUGCCACAGUGGGACUAAAUAGUUUCAACAGAGGCCAUAUAGCCUGCUAAGCCAAAUGAUUUACUAUCUGGCCUUUCAGAGAGAACAUUUUCUGACCACAUGGAACUAAUCCACUAUUCCUUUCAUUUCAAUUGAGAGAAUUUUUUACCUUUGAGACAGACUUGUGGCAAGGAAGCAGGGCUUCUGCACACUCACAGCACACACUGGUGACGAUCUGACAGUCUUUGUGUUCACAGCACACACUGGUGAUGGUCUGGCAGACAGGGCCAUUUCCAUCACUAUAGGUUUAUUGCCAUGAUAUGGCAGAACAGUCAGUACCACCCUUUCUAUAGGAGUCUAUAUAAUACUUAGAACCAUUUUGAGCUAAUAAGCUAUACCUCAUUAUUCUAGCUUAUCCUCAUUCUUUGGUAGUGUUUUAGGUUACAAAAUACCAGCUAUUUAAUCUAAUUUACUUCUGAAAGAUGUUUAUUAUUGUGACUUCUGAUAUUACCAUUUCCUAAAGAUCUUGGAAUUAACUGCAUGAGAAACCUUUUGCCAUCUAAGAAAUUUCCAAAUUUGUUCACUGUCAUGAGUCUAUAAUUUGUUGGAAUUUGGGAUCUCAAUGAUCCUACUGUUUAGGAUGUGAUCAUGAAAAUAGCUUGUCAUUUUGGGAUCUCACUGUUUUUGACUAUGACAUAGAUAUCCUAUUUUAAUUAUAAAAUCUAAAGCUGAUAAAUAUCUUAUAUGCUGUGUAAAGAAUUUUACUUGGUCUAAUUUAUUGCACAUACAAACCUUUGUUGAAAAAUGACAACCAGAAAGUUAAACUAAGACAAUCUAAGCAUACUACCUAUAAAUGAUUAAUAGGCAUCCCGUUCCCAGCUGAUGGCUAAGGGCUUCUCCAUGCUCUGCACUUCCCCUGCUCAUUUUCCUCCUGAAUCUCCAGUACUUAGUUGUACCUUUACUCUCAGAAGAUGGAAAAAUGGUGAAAUCUGUGAUUGAGCUACAAAGCAAGAGGUUGAAAGCACUUAUACAAGAAUGCUUUGUAUUAAAGCACAUCCAUCCAUCCCAGCCAGUGCCCCACUGUCACUGCCAAGGGGUGUUAGUACAGAACCAUCACUCAGCCACUCCCUCAGAAAUCUCUAUUAUUAUUUUUCUAUAUAGGCUAAUGAUUUGGAAUGCUUUAAAAAUGAACUUGAUAUUAAAAGGCACAUGCAUGUAAAA